AGUAGGUAAGCACGAUAACAGUGCGCGGAUGCGAAGUGCUCGCGCAUCUUGAUCGACAUGUCGCCUGUGGGAAGAACGUAGGCACGAAGGAAGGAAGGAAGAGGGAAGAAGGGAAGGCGAAAAAUUCUAUCUCCGCGCACCCGAUGGUUCGAUUCGUCGCACAAUAUGUACAAAUUUUCUCAUCUUAAUCAUAUCGCCAGGUGGUUCUAAUUCGUAAACCAAAGUUUGUGGAGUAUAUGGGAUAUGAAUGAAGACCAAAUCCUUUUACUUGGAGAUUUUGGCAGUGGUGCUCCUGUGUCAAAUCCCAUGGCCGGGACCAAGUGUUUUCAAAAUAUCAUGCCCUCGAGACAGUGCCUCCGUGGUACGAAGAAUAGUACAAAAGAAAUGGAUCCCCGUAUUGAAGAAAUACCAAGUCGAGCUCCCCCUCGACUGCCCGUUCCAUAGGACUCGGGAUAUAUUUCACCCACAGCAGGCGGCCAAGUAUCAACACCGACCAUCACAAUGGACGUGUGGAUUAUGUGGGAAAUCUUUUUACGAGGAGAGGCAUCUCGACAUGCACUUCGACAACAGGCACAAGAGUGACAUCAAUAUGGCCGAAGAUGCUGUAUGCCUCGCCGAUUAUUGUGAUAUCAUGAGGUGCGACGUUUUGUUAACUCAGGACUUGGAGGGAUCAUCUAUCGACGAUUCGAGCUCAGUGAACACUGAUCUGGAGGUCUGGAGAGAAACAACAGCCAAGCAAACUACUGUCGCUCCUUCGGGCUCUCGCGAUCUUGUCAGAAUCUUCAAUGACAAAUUCCAAAUAUCCGGGGCUAGCGGCGAACCUAUGCAUCAUUAUUGCGACCGGAGGGACACGCCGGACGAUCAUUUCACUAUAAAUCAUCAGAAACAAAAAAUGAUAGGGUCUGAUAACAAUAAGACACGAGACAUAUGUGACAGUAAUCAUCUAGUGGACUCUGCUCUGCCGGCUAUAGACAGAAAACAACAACGUCUCUUCGAACUGCAAAAAUUGAAGUCAAACUGCAAACCAGAAGAGCUUCUGAAACUAAAAAUAAGAUGCGAGAUUCUUGUUCGUGACUGCAUCGCGGGUUUGCUCGUCAAUUUGUCUAUGCAAGAUUUCACAGAAGUCGAAGGUGAACUCAAUCGAGCUGUAUGCUGGUAUUUGACCUGCGAAAAAUAUUGGGAAGAUACUAGAGGACAGCAGCGUCAGAUACCCUGGCAUUUGCUGUUCAUAUUAGCGAUGUUAAUGUCCCUUGGAAUGUCCAUGUGUUACUACAUUAUUUGGAUAUUGUUCGACUCGGUACACGAAAUGAGAGCUGAUGGAGUUUCGGAGAAUGUGCACUCGCACGGUAGAGUCAGGGAGGUGUCGUCACCUUUGCAUAAUUCUAAGAUCGAUCAUCGAAAGGAGGGUAGAGUAAAAUUGGAGCCCGGACAAGAGCCUCCCUCUGCCAACGCAGAAGUGCCAGAUCACUAUAUAUACGUUGCUUAUCCACCGGAGCUGAAGCGGCGCCUUCUCGAAAGCUGCUACAACCGAACAACGCGUCUGUGAUGAGGACGAACCAGCGUUUCCUGAGCCAACUCCCGUGGUUGAGGAUUAUUUUUUAUGAUGGUAGUACACUUGCCGGAUUCGAAAAAAAUGUUUAUUCUCCUGUAUGAUCAAACUGAUUGUCUAAUAAGAUACGUAAAGAAUAAUAACUCA
Molecule: messenger RNA, 1696 nt
Organism: Athalia rosae (coleseed sawfly)
Lineage: Eukaryota; Metazoa; Arthropoda; Insecta; Hymenoptera; Athaliidae
Exons: 8
Coding region: 248-1546 (432 amino acids)
Source: RefSeq, a predicted model, not a curated record